GUUUUACUACGCCAACGUGGCCCCGCAGUGGCAGAUCUUCAAUGGCGACAUGUGGGCCGAUCUGGAGCAGACGACCCGAACAAAGUUGAGCAGCGAGAACGGCACGUCCAAACACGUGRUCGUCACCGGGGCGUACGACGUGUGUACGCUGGCCGACGUGGACGGCGUCCAACAACCACUGUACCUCGACCUGCCCGGUAGCAUACCAGUGCCGCUGUUCUACUGGAAGCUGUACUACGACGUGGACGCGGCGGACGGCAUCGUGUACAUUGGUCUCAACAACCCGUACAAGGAGAUCGACGACAGCGUGUACAUAUGUCCCAACAUAUGUCCGGCCGGUUACCACGGUCGCGGUUACCAAGGCAGCGAUCCACGGAAAGAUCAGCCMGCCGCCGGGGCCCACGAGAACGAUCAGGAUUCGGACGCCAACGACGGGCUCAUCUACUGCUGUACCAAAGAGUCGUUCGAGGAGGCUUACGGCAAGCUGGACCCGAUCGUAUACCGACAGCUGAUGUGAACACGAAAUCCUAACUAGACGCAGGCCCCUCGUGUUAUAUACAGUUACCUCUACCUAUAUCACUAUACUACAUUAUAUGUUAUUUAUGGUUGCGACGAACGACGUAUAUUCCUAGAUUCUUAGCUACAUUCGUUAUCCGUGGGCAUUCACAUUUAGAAUUACUUUUCGUCAUACAAUUAAGUACUAUUCGUUACUGAAUUAAUAUUAAAAGCAAUCGUGUUGCAUAUACCUAUACAAAUAGUUAAUCAAUAAAAUAUAUAUUAU
Messenger RNA from Diuraphis noxia (Russian wheat aphid), 781 nucleotides. RefSeq names its product salivary endonuclease-like. The record is from RefSeq and is a predicted model, not a curated record. Gene Ontology annotation, biological process: apoptotic DNA fragmentation. NCBI's taxonomy places the organism in Eukaryota, Metazoa, Arthropoda, Insecta, Hemiptera, Aphididae. Gene Ontology annotation, molecular function: nucleic acid binding; RNA endonuclease activity; single-stranded DNA endonuclease activity. Gene Ontology annotation, cellular component: mitochondrial inner membrane; nucleus.